Musca domestica (house fly) is the source of this 1450-nucleotide messenger RNA. Its product is annotated as histidine-rich glycoprotein-like. Lineage: Eukaryota; Metazoa; Arthropoda; Insecta; Diptera; Muscidae. The transcript has 2 exons. The record is from RefSeq and is a predicted model, not a curated record. The coding region runs from base 880 to 1359 and encodes 159 amino acids.
AAACAACUUUCUGCCUAACACAAAAUUUGAAACAAUUCUCUUUGAAAAUGAGACUUCAUUCACCAAAAUGAUGAAUAUCAGGAGGUAUAUAUCUGUGGAUGCUAUACGAGAUUGAGGAUCGAUAUAUCCCAUUUUUUGUCAGUUUUCAUUUUGCAGACAACUUAAUCUUUGAAAUUACAGAAUUCAUGUUUUACUAUUCGCCAGCAAAGAUCAAUGUAAAAAACUGACCUAUCUAUGUUUAACCGUGUCUUGACCAAUUCGUGUUUUUUAACGUGGAUAAUAGCUUAAACAGAUCUUACUUUACUGCAAAAUAAAUGGCUCAAACUAUAUUUUCUGUCGUUUAUAUCAAGGAAACUAAAGAAAAACGAAAAGAAGAUGCUUCUGCAAACUUAAAAUGCAUUCCCAGAUGAUGACCACACCCCUUCUUCUACAUUCAUACAUACAUGCAUAUGUAUGACCAAAAGAAGGAGGCAUAACUUCGGCCCCUUACCAUCUCCACAUGAUGUGGUUGACCUUCACGUUUGCCACCGGUCUCCAGCAGUUUAUUCACCCUAAGACACACCUUUACAGUUAUAGUUGAACUUUAAGAAUCGUAUUCAACUCGCAUCGAAGCAACGUCCAAGAUGAAGUUUGGCAACUGGAUAUGCCUCUUUACUGUGGCUGUUUUGCAAUGUCUUCCUGUUACACACGGGGCAAAUAGUUUAUAAAUGCUUUCUGCUGGCGUGGAUUUUACAAAUCAAACAUUCCGGUUCUGUUACUCUUGACCAAUGAAAAAUGAUCUCCCUAUAGAGAGUAAUAAAAAUAUAUAAAGGCUUCAGAACCAAAAAGGACUUGCAGUUUAUUUUGUAAAUCCCAAGAAAACGGUUGAAGUUAUCAAAAAUGAAGUUCACUAUAAUCGUAUUUGCGUGCCUUUUGGCCUUUGCAUUGGCCGGACACUAUGAGAGCCAUGGUCAUCAUGAAGAUCACGGUCGUCACGAUUACGGCCACGGUCAUAUUGAUGACCAUGGUCAUGGUCAUGAAAGUCAUGGCCACCAUGAUGAGCAUGAUGAUCAUGGUCAUCAUGACGAUCACGAUGAUCAUGGCCACCAUGAUGAUCACGAUGAACAUCAAAAUCAACAUCAAGACGAUCAUGACGAACAUGGACAUCAUGACUUCCACGGUCAUCAUGACGAUCAUGAACAGCAUGAGGUUCAAGGCCACGAAUAUGAUCAUGUCCAUUUCGAUGAUCAUGGCCAUCACAAGGAGCAUGUGGGCGAUCUAAAGAAGUAUGUCCGCGUCAGUCCAGUGGUUGAUAAGAAGAAAGUGGAGGUUGGUGCCGACAAACAUGAUUACCACGGCAAACACGGAAAACAAGCCUAGAUGUCAUCCACGCGGAGAUGUCACCCACCGAGAUUGAUCUGAUCCAUAUUUGGCAUUCAAUUUAUUUGUGAUUUGAAUAAAACAAAAUGUA